AUGGCGAGGGGAGAAAAAACACAAGAAUGGGUAACAACAUUAAUGAGUACUGAGUUCGUUAAUUCUUGUUCUAAUCACCGAGAAUUGAAAUACAAUGGGAGGAACUAUUUCUGUAUUGAUUGUAAGAUGAGUCUUUGUCUACAUUGUUUGAAUUCAUCACCACAUCGUCUUCACAAAUCUCUUCGGAUUCGCCGAAACACUUUCAGAAAAGUUGUUCGUCUUGGCGACAUCAAAAAUUUCUUUGAUUGUUCACAAAUUCAGACAUAUGCCUGCAACGGUGCAAAAGCUAUUCAUCUGAAUUCAUGGCCUUCAAAAUCUUCAAAAAACAGGAUCGGUCAACUAUACGAGACAUAUGCCUGCAAUGGUGCAAAAGCUACUCAUCUGAAUUCCUGGCUUUCAAGAUUUUCAAAAGAUGAUCCGCUAUGCGAGGUUUGCAAACGGGUCCUCAUACCCUACAGUAACAGUACUUCCUGUUCCAUUGCAUGUCAGGUGUCAGUGAAUUCUGAUGAAGAAAGCAGUCCUACAGUUCGAACACCAAAGUCGUGUCAAAACGAGCAUGUGGCAAUGAGGACUUCUACUAAGGCAGCUUCCUUGAACGAGCAUUUGGCAGUGAGCCAUACCUUCAGAACAUCCCAUCGAAAAAGAAAAGGUGUUCCCCGCAGAGCUCCAUUUUUCUAG
Papaver somniferum (opium poppy) is the source of this 678-nucleotide messenger RNA. RefSeq lists its product as uncharacterized. The coding region runs from base 1 to 678 and encodes 225 amino acids. The transcript is spliced from 5 exons. Gene Ontology annotation, molecular function: zinc ion binding. The record is from RefSeq and is a predicted model, not a curated record. NCBI's taxonomy places the organism in Eukaryota, Viridiplantae, Streptophyta, Magnoliopsida, Ranunculales, Papaveraceae.